AUGAUGCGCUCACCACCUCCUCCAGCUCCCCAACAACCCCCAAGUGCUGGCUAUGGUGGGAACCCAUACCAGCCCUCGCCUGCUCAGGGUGGCAGUGGCACAUAUGCUCCUGGGUUCGGCGGGUUCAUGAACGAACCCACGGCGCAGAUGGGUUUCCAGGUCGGCAAGAGUGCAAUGGCAGCUGGCCAGGAAUAUAUGGAACAGAAUUUCAAUCGCUACGUCUCCAUCCCCGCCCUUAAGCACUACUUCAACGUCUCCAACUCCUACGUCCUGAACAAGCUGGUUCUCGUCCUCUUCCCCUGGCGUCACAAGCCCUGGUCCCGCCAGCAGGCUCGACUGACCUCCAGCUCUGCUGGUCCCAAUGGCCAGAUCAUGCAGCAGCAAUACUCCUCCAUGUUUCUGCCUCCGCGUGAUGACUUGAACUCGCCUGACAUGUAUAUCCCCGUCAUGGCCCUGGUCACGUACAUUCUGUUGUCAGUGUUACUGGCUGGAUUCCGAGGUAACUUCCACCCAGAGCUUCUGGGCUCGAUCACCACUACAGCUAUUGCCGUGAUCCUUUUUGAGAUCAUGUGCCUGAAGCUGGCUACAUACAUUUUGAGCAUCAACAAUGACUCCCAGUUGCUGGAUUUGGUAGCUUACUCGGGUUACAAAUUCGUGGGCAUCAUUGUGACUAUGGUCGCAGCUGAGAUCUUGAACCCCGGUCAGGGUACUGGGGGCUGGGUUGGCUGGACUGUCUUUGCUUACACCUUCUUGGCCAAUGCAUUCUUCUUGCUCCGGUCUCUGAAGUAUGUGUUGCUGCCUGAUUCGACCGACUCCGCCAUGCACGCUGGCUCGAUGCACACCGUGGCUCGCUCCCAGCGCAACCGCCGCACCCAGUUCUUGUUUGUUUACUCCUACGUUGUUCAGUUCAUCUUCAUGUGGGUGCUUAGUCGGGAGGGACCCUCGACAUCUGGCUCUGCGUCGUCAUAA
Molecule: messenger RNA, 969 nt
Organism: Penicillium antarcticum
Lineage: Eukaryota; Fungi; Ascomycota; Eurotiomycetes; Eurotiales; Aspergillaceae
Product: protein transporter YIF1
Exons: 3
Coding region: 1-969 (322 amino acids)
Biological process (GO): endoplasmic reticulum to Golgi vesicle-mediated transport
Cellular component (GO): endoplasmic reticulum membrane; Golgi membrane; COPII-coated ER to Golgi transport vesicle
Source: RefSeq, a predicted model, not a curated record